AUGUGUCCUGCUAGAACACGUCCCAACUGGCCAAAACAGAUUAUUCCUUGGUGGACAGCAAGCUAUCCUACUGAAAAGCCGCCUUAUUCAUAUGCUACUUUGAUCGCACAUGCCAUCCUUUCCAGUAAAGACGGUAGAUUAACACUGAACGACAUUUACAAUUGGAUUGCAAAACAUUAUCCAUCAUUUACAGUAGGCAGCGGAGGAUGGCAGAACUCCAUUCGUCAUAACCUCUCUUUAAAUAAGAAAUGGUUUUGCAAAAUCGACAGAAGACCAACUCAAGCCAAUCCUGGUAAAGGUUGUUACUGGACAUUA
Messenger RNA from Mycotypha africana, 315 nucleotides. RefSeq lists its product as uncharacterized. The transcript has 2 exons. Gene Ontology annotation, biological process: regulation of transcription by RNA polymerase II. NCBI's taxonomy places the organism in Eukaryota, Fungi, Mucoromycota, Mucoromycetes, Mucorales, Mycotyphaceae. Gene Ontology annotation, molecular function: RNA polymerase II cis-regulatory region sequence-specific DNA binding; DNA-binding transcription factor activity, RNA polymerase II-specific. The record is from RefSeq and is a predicted model, not a curated record. The annotation marks the transcript as partial.